CAAAUCUUUACUGCGCAUGCUUCGUUAAUACUUCCGCUUGUCACACGUGUUUUGAAUUCGACAUAAAAGUUUACCUGUAUUGAGAACAAGACUAUUGGUAGCAUGGGAUUUGGAAACAGAGGCGGUGGUGACUUUCGUGGUGGCCGAGGUGGCCGAGGUGGUUUUGGGCGUGGAGGUGGAAGAAAUUUUCAGAGCUUUGGACCUCCAGAUGAAGUAACAGGCCAAGAAGAUUUAGUCUGCAAAAAUACCAAUGAAAAAAUUCCAUAUUUUAACGCUCCAAUUUAUUUAGAAAACAAACAACAAAUUGGCAAAAUUGAUGAAAUAUUUGGAUCCAUCAAAGACUCUUGUUUUUCUGUAAAGCUAUCUGAAAAUAUGAAAGCAAAUUCUUUUAAAGGGAAUCAGAAGCUUUUUAUUGAUCCUGCAAAGUUACUGCCCUUGUCCAGAUUUUUGACUCCUCCACGAGGUGGCGGCCGAGGUAACUACAAACUCUUUUCUUUAUAUUUUAGAAUUUUUUUUUAUCGCAGUAAAGAAGUGUUGUUGGUUUAGCUGUUUAGCUCUGUU
This is a messenger RNA of Octopus bimaculoides (California two-spot octopus), 561 nucleotides long. RefSeq lists its product as uncharacterized. Gene Ontology annotation, molecular function: box H/ACA snoRNA binding. The record is from RefSeq and is a predicted model, not a curated record. NCBI's taxonomy places the organism in Eukaryota, Metazoa, Mollusca, Cephalopoda, Octopoda, Octopodidae. Gene Ontology annotation, biological process: snoRNA guided rRNA pseudouridine synthesis; ribosome biogenesis. Gene Ontology annotation, cellular component: box H/ACA snoRNP complex.